UGUGUGUGUACAUCCAGAAUGACAUUUUAAUUGCAUUACAUUAUUUCAUAAAUUAUUUAAUAUAUUUGUUGAUUAUUUAUAUAAACAAAAAAAAAAACAUUGUACAGUUGUGGUUAUGCAACAUAAAAUUCCAGCCCUCAUAUUUGACAGAACAAGAAUUCAAAAGUGUGGCUGUUUUAUUAUGGCUUAUUUCAUGCCUACUUUUUUGUCACCUCUCCAUUAUUGUGUCUAACCGUCCUGUAUUUUAACUCAAUAUGUGUCGGUUUCAGUGACUUAUAAUUGCCAUGUUUGUAAGUGACACUGUUUUAGUGUUCGUCCGCGCUUGCUGCGUUCAGACUGUUUUGCUGUUCGCUGCAAAUGAUGCGGUGGAGGGGGGAGAGUUUGAAGUGGCGAAAGCGCCGUUGCGUUUCCACUGGCUGUGGAGAAGGGGAGGGUCUUUAUUACCCCCACACCGAGACAGAAUCGGUUCAGUACAGUUGGAGCCGGAGACAGACGCCACAUCGGCAGAAGCAAGGGCGCAUCACGACACGCGACUGGAAAACAAGACGCCGGCGGAUGUUUGCAAAGUAACGAAUCCGCCCGGACCGCAUUCACGACGCUCACGCGGUUAUUAUGCAUUAACGAUGUCCAUUCCGCUACUGUAGCGGUUCGCCGUCUUCGCGGGAGCCACAUCACAGGCAAGGAUUUAUCUAACGGUCGCUGUGUACGGAUGUACGGACGGAUACGAUACUGUAAACGUUCGUGAUAUAUUUAUUUUUUUUUCUGAGGACGGAGGGGAGAUUCUGCGCACUGCAGUGAGGCUACGUCCGGCUGUUCGCGCGAUUGGACCGUGGAUGUGAUGGAUAUCGAGCGUUUUCGAUAUUUGGGUUUUCGUUUAGAACAAAGUUUGCUUUGCAUGAAAGCAUCAGCUCUGUCAAUAGCGUUUGUGCAGUUGCUCGUCCAGUGUGACUGAGUGGUUGAAAGCCACUCCAUCCUUCAACAGAUGAGAAGCAGCCAGUUCCUACAACUUCAGUUGCCUGCGCUGGGGGAAAAGAAUGGUGUUUAUGACAGAAAUCUCAAAACGUACCGGAAUCAUCCCACAAAAAUAAUCACCCAGCCUGGAAUCGUAAUGAAAGUGCUGCGGAGAAAAAGAAUCGUACUGUUCGUAGCCUAUUUUCUGCUGUUAGUUCUUACCAUGCUGAACUUGGCUAACUACAGGUGGACUAAAGAACCUCAACAGUGUAAUCUCCAAAUGAGAAGCACUCCGUAUCAGGGCAGGCCAGACAUUCGAUUCCUUUACAGACCAUCUCUUGCUAAGAAGAGACAGCUCGUCUAUGUUUUGACCACAUGGAGGUCUGGCUCGUCCUUUUUCGGAGAGCUGUUUAAUCAACACCCAGAGGUUUUUUUUCUGUAUGAACCGAUGUGGCACAUCUGGCAAAAGCUGUACCCGGGCGAUGCCGUGUCCUUACAGGGAGCAGCAAGGGACAUGCUAAGCUCGCUGUACCGCUGCGAUCUUUCCGUUUUUCAGCUGUACAACAGCCCCGGGGGCAAAAACUUCACCUCCCUUGGACUUUUUGGGGCCACGCUGAAUAAAGUCAUCUGCUCGUAUCCUCUUUGCUCCGCUUACAGGAAAGACGUGGUUGGGAUGGUGGAUGACAAAGUGUGCAAAAAAUGUCCUCCACAAAGCCUUAGGCUCUUAGAGGAAGAAUGCCUUAAGUACAACACCAUAGUCAUAAAAGGCGUCCGGGUUCUGGAUGUUAAUGUUUUGGCGCCCCUUAUGGAGGAUCCGUCUCUGGAUCUCAAGGUGAUUCACCUUGUGCGAGAUCCCAGAGCCGUGGCCAACUCCAGGAUCAAAUCGAGGCACGGGUUGAUUCGUGAGAACUUACAGGUGGUCCGAAGCAGGGAUCCCAAACUGCGUCGAAUACCCUUUGUGGAUCCCGGCCACAAGCUCAGCAAAAAGGAUGGUGCAGAUUACCAUUCGGUUGGAGCUAUGGAGGUGAUAUGCGAUCGGACGUACAGGAGCCUGAGGACUGCCUUAAAUCCGCCCGGCUGGCUGAAAGGGAAAUACCUGGCAGUGCGCUAUGAGGAUCUGGUGGAAAACCCUGUCAAGACCCUACGGAAUGUCUAUCAGUUCGCUAACCUCAGUGCCAACCUUGACAUCGAGUCUUUUGCUCUUAACAUGACAAAUGGCACAAGCUCUUCCUCAAAGCCAUUUAUUGUGUCUGCCAGGAACGCCACACAGGCAGCCAGUGCGUGGAGAACAGUGUUGAGUAUUCAACAGAUAAAACAAGUAGAGGAGUACUGCCAUCAUGCGAUGGCCAUCCUGGGUUAUGAGCGUGUGAGAACAGCCGGAGAAGCAAAAGACUUGAGUAAAUCUUUAUUGACUGCUUCCAAACUGUGACAUGCUUACCUCCCCAGAGAUAGCUUUUAAAUGUCCACGUGAUACAGAGCACCAGCUCAGUAACUGGAUUUGUUUGUUUAAAUCAAAAUGCUUUUGAAGGAUUUCACAGUUUCUUUAUGGAAUGCCAUAGCCCUUUGUGGUUGUUCAAUAGCACCGUGACUUUUCUAAAUGGAUCUGUAAAUGUUUGAUACGGCAGCAUCUGCGAACCACAACUGGAAAAUUCAUAUUGUACAAACCAAAUGUUGCAUUGCUAUUUUCAACCCAAAAAAUGGAUGCUUAAAGUUUGUUUGGAAUGUCUGUUUUUGAGUUUCAGUUUAUUUUCUGUAUGUAAAAUUAUGAAAAUGGAAAACGAGCAACCGAUUCUGAUCAAAACUGUUAUGCGGAGCGCAGGUAAUGCUCUUUCUUUAGAAUCAAUUUAAAGACAAUCAUUAAAGUUCACAAUCUCUCCACACGCUUUAUGAAUGCCAUGCUGUGUGUUAUGUAAAUAAAAACCUAAAGUAAUGCGUUGAAA
Molecule: messenger RNA, 2891 nt
Organism: Puntigrus tetrazona (Sumatra barb)
Lineage: Eukaryota; Metazoa; Chordata; Actinopteri; Cypriniformes; Cyprinidae
Gene: chst2b
Product: carbohydrate (N-acetylglucosamine-6-O) sulfotransferase 2b
Exons: 1
Coding region: 983-2380 (465 amino acids)
Biological process (GO): carbohydrate metabolic process; N-acetylglucosamine metabolic process; sulfur compound metabolic process
Cellular component (GO): Golgi membrane
Molecular function (GO): N-acetylglucosamine 6-O-sulfotransferase activity
Source: RefSeq, a predicted model, not a curated record